Messenger RNA from Lepisosteus oculatus (spotted gar), 774 nucleotides. RefSeq names its product oogenesis-related gene (gene org). NCBI's taxonomy places the organism in Eukaryota, Metazoa, Chordata, Actinopteri, Semionotiformes, Lepisosteidae. The record is from RefSeq and is a predicted model, not a curated record.
UGCUGCUGCUGCUGCUGCGUGCGCAACCAUGACCCUGAACUGUAACAGCCACGAGGCGGACCGCGAGCCCAAGGUAGCGGCGGCGUCCGCCAUUUCAAGCUCAAAACCAACCGUCGGCGCCGGGUGUCCGGACAAGGCAGCGCCGAAGGGGAUCGGACUGCUCGCUUCUGUCCUGGGACACCUGCUCAAGUUGUGGCCUGUCUGCUUAGUGGUCCGGGCGCUGCGCAGCCUGUCCUGGCUCUCCAGGCCCGCGGGGGGCGGGGUCGCCGCGGAGACGAGCUCCCCGUCGCCGGGGCGCUUCUGCCGCAGCGGGAGGAAGCGGCUGCGGCGCAUCACCCGCCUGCUGCUGGCCUUCACGCCCCUCAGGCUGCAGAGCGCGCUGGGCUACCCCGUCUGCACCAGCAUCGGCUGCUCCGUCUCGGAAGAGGUGCGCAGCUCUCCCACCAAGCCGUGCGGCAAGGGCUGCAAGCGGAAGCAGGAAGACGUGGAGGAGGAGGAGCAGCAGUCCUGGGUGGAGGCGCUGACCCAGGAGCUGGGGGAGGACGACAGCCAGGCUGACCCCGACUACGAGCCGAGCAGCCAAGGGGAGACGGACAGUGAGGAGAACCGCACGCACAACGACACGGAGAGCGACAUCGAGGUGGAGACGUGCGAGGGCGUCACCAUGAUCAAAGAGCUCCCUCAGGGUGGCCCGGCUGAGGGAGAGCAGAAACCAGUGCAGUGCUGAUCAGUGUGCAAAGAGGACCAGUCCUGGUGAGGAGCAUCACAGCACUG